Molecule: messenger RNA, 2070 nt
Organism: Megalobrama amblycephala (Wuchang bream)
Lineage: Eukaryota; Metazoa; Chordata; Actinopteri; Cypriniformes; Xenocyprididae
Exons: 2
Coding region: 1051-1815 (254 amino acids)
Source: RefSeq, a predicted model, not a curated record
UAUUUGACUAUUGCUUUAGACACCUGUCACAUGGAGGCGUUCUCCAAACGUGUCUCAGGAGUGUCUUGUUCCAUGUUUUCAGGGAACCAGGGUUACAGUCGUGACCCGAGAAGUUUUAUCUCAAUGAAUGUAGCUGAGGCUCAUAUUUUAUAUUUGUUACGUAUCCGGCGCCUGCUGGUUCCUGCUACUCCGCACCAGAGGUCGCCAGUUCACCAUUUCAUUGCACACACGGUCAUACAUCACUCUGGACUACAUUUCCCACAAUUCCCCAUCUAGGAACCAAUCACACACUCGCACCCGUUUCCCAUCAGUGGACCCUAUAUAAACUGCGCCCAGACAUACACACGGGGCUGAGUAUUGUUUAGUCGUAUGUUUUCCGUGUUAAUCUUUGUUCCUUGUUCCUAGUUCCUAGCCUUGCCUUGUUUUUGACCCUGGACUGUUUAUUCCUUGUUUGAUGAUCAUUUGCUGCCUGUCUUGACCAUUGCCUGUGACUUGGAUUACUCUUCUUCCUUGCCCUUAUGUUUCUGUUUGUUGGCGUUUGACCCUUGCCUGUACGACUACGCUCAUUCUAAUAAAGCCUGCAUUUGGACCUACCCCUUGUCGUCAUGACUCCCAAUGUUACAAUAUUAAAGUUAUCAAAUCUUUAUAGUAAAACUGAAGUCAAAAACUGAAGCAUGAGUUUUAGACCGUUUUAAUGAUGUAACCCAUAUUUUGUCAAGUUUUUUUUUUUUUUGUGCCGAUGCACAACCCUUACGUCACUUCCUGUUUGUUGCUGCCGCGCUGUUUGAGCUAGAGCUCCGUCGAGCUGAUUCCUAAUUGCCUGUUUUUGUCUCUUAAAAUCAAACUUAUAACAUAUCACUCUUUCUUUUUCGGCGGGGGAACACAUCCCCAACAAUAUUUUACAUAAAAAAACACUCGGAUUACCUUGAUAUCACUAGUUUUAUCUGACUUCCCGAACAUUCGCUAUUUGCUUUAGCCCAUUAGCAAUAGCGGCGUGGUCACUCUAGCAUUUGUGCUCUUCUCUCACUAUAUUAUUGUUCAUCUCUUCUAAUGGAGAGUGUAUUGGAUGUUUCUCUACUUUUGUGUGCAGGUGAGGACAUGUUUGAGCUGCAUGCGGUGCAGUUGGAACUGGAGGAUGUGGAGCGACAGAUUCGGACCCUUCUCGAGAAGCUGGCCGAGCUACGUGAGCGGCAGACAGCGCUGGAAACUUCCCGUGCUGACACUCACCGCUCCUUGGUAAGUUUGCAGCGUGAUAUUAGCACUCCUGCUUCCUCUACGCCAUGUGUUUCUCUGCACAGAGCCCGAGCACCCAGAACGCGUUCAUCCCAGCCCUCGUUCACUCCGGCGCCGUCACACCAGGGACCUUGGGUUCUUCAGCAGCGGAAGGCGCGAGCCAGGCCUCGGACCAGGACCUCUCCACCUCCGCCGCCCCCGAUCUUCGAGGUCUCGACGCGGAGCCGCUUCUCCCCUCUUCACGAGGCGGAACGCAACGCUGUGGUCAUCGGAGACUCCAUCGUCCACCACGUCCACGCUACCACAGCCAAAGGUAAGGUGCGCAGUCACUGUUUUCCUGGUGCUCGUGUUCUCGAUGUCGCUGCGCAGGUUCCCGCGAUCCUCAACGGUGCUGAGACCAUCGGAGCUGUAGUGCUGCACGCGGGGGUGAACGACACCAGGACGGUACGAGCCACAUCACCCGCGACGAGGAUCAUUGUGUCCAGAUCGCUUCCAACGUACCGACGAGACGGUACGAGCCACAUUGCCCGCGACGAGGAUCAUCGUGUCCGGACCGCUUCCAACGUACCGACGAGGACAUGAAAGGUACAGUAGAUUAUUUGCUUUAAAUGAAUGGUUGACGUCUUGGUGUAAUGAACAGAAGCUGCUCUUUAUAAAUAAUUGGAAUCUUUUCUGGGAGCGUCCUAGGCUCUUCCGUGCGGAUGGACUGCACCCCAGCAGCAUCGGAGCUGAUCUUCUGUCAGAGAACAUCUCCAAGACGCUUUGCACCGUAUGACUAAAGACCUCAGAUGACCAACACCUAUGAAGAGACGGCGCCAACUCCUGCGAGGAUUUCAG